This is a messenger RNA of Acanthocheilonema viteae, 1125 nucleotides long. The record is from the annotation of a GenBank genome assembly. Lineage: Eukaryota; Metazoa; Nematoda; Chromadorea; Rhabditida; Onchocercidae.
AUGUUGCAAAGCUUAUAUGGUAUACGUCUCGCCAGGCAUCUUGUCGAACCGUCAAUUAAAGCUGUGGAUAAUAUCUUAAUAGAACCGGAUGGAAAACGAGUAAUAGCUGUUGGUGAACGAUCGUUUGACGAUCAAACAACUGCUUCACGAUCCACAAUGUAUCAAAAUAGCAUCAUGGUGAGCAUAGUAGAAGAUGGUGCAACUCCAAAUAUCGAGCCGAAAAAGCUUGUACCCUGGCUUCAUAGUAAUCAGAAAGAUGAACAACCAACAGAUUCUUUGGUCUCUUCCGACAGUCCUGCAGAUUCGAAUGGAAUCAUAGGUCCCGAAAAGAGCAAAAAUGAUAUCGAUAGCUUAUUGGUCACUGAAUUCGAAGAGGUAAAACCGGAAAUGUCUCUUACAGAAAGUACUCAAGAAACUGCAUAUGAGCCGGCUGGUAUGGAAAGUGACGAUGACGAAGUUAUCUUAGUCGCCGGAAAGAAAUAUUAUUUAGAUGAAAUUACACCCGAAUUGAUUGUUGAGGUUUAUAUAGAUAUUUUUCGUUUUAUACUCAGCAGCCUAGUGUGGAGGAAGGCGAAGAAAAUCAUGAAUGUAGAAAAAAUCAAGAAGUUGCAGCAGAAUGCAGCGCAGGUCCGGACAGGUGGUAAAGGCACUGCACGGAGGAAGAAAAAGGUUGUCCAUAAAACCGCAGCCACUGAUGACAAAAAAUUGCAGAGCAAUUUGAAGAAGCUUUCAGUCACAAACAUUCCUGGAAUCGAAGAGGUCAAUAUGAUAAAAGAUGAUGGGACGGUGAUACAUUUCAACAAUCCGAAAGUACAAGCAUCUGUUCCAGCUAACACAUUUUCGGUGACAGGAAGUGCCGAAAAUAAACAAAUUACUGAAAUGUUGCCUGGUAUUCUGAAUCAGUUGGGAGCAGAAUCACUAACACAUUUGAAAAAGUUAGCAAACAAUGUUACUAGUCAAUUCAAAUCUAAUGAUGACGACGAUGUUCCAGAUCUUGUUGGUGAUUUCGAUGAAGCAUCAAAGAAUGAAUCUAAAGUUGGUGAUUGCAAGCAUGAGCAUGAACAUGAACACGGACAAAAUUUUCAUCACGAAGGUGGAGAAAUGGAAGCUAAACUGGCAGCAUGA